Molecule: messenger RNA, 1328 nt
Organism: Owenia fusiformis
Lineage: Eukaryota; Metazoa; Annelida; Polychaeta; Sabellida; Oweniidae
Source: the annotation of a GenBank genome assembly
AGUCAUCACAUCAAUAUUCCAGAUAUAAUCCAUUUUACUGUUAAUUGGCCAUAAGAUGUCAAAGAGGCUGAGAAAUGGCACUGCAAAAGGAGUGCUCUUGAUCCCAGAAAGCAACAGUCAAUAGAAUUUACUCCCAUAAUGCAACAUUAUUAGUUGGGUGCAAAUCUAUCUUCGAUAUUAAGUAGGUGCAAGUCUAUUUUUCAUAACUCUCGAGAAUUGAGGAGCCCACUGUAAUACAUGUGGUCAGCAUAACUAGAUUUAGAUAAGGUGAGAAACAAAUGUGUUUGAUUGCAGAUAAAACAAUUGUGACAUUCAUGAAUGGAAUUGUGACAUGUAUUGAUUAAAUUGCGACACACUCAAAUUAGUUUGAUGAUAGAGAUGGAAUCUAUGAUUUUAUUUUACGCCAGAAACGGCAAUAAAUCUCUGAUUACUUGAUUUCCUUACGUCUAAAUUUCUCUGCUAUCUUAAUCUAAUGAAUGCUAUUCACUUCGAAAGCUAACUUUCUCAAGUUGUAGGAAGCAGAAGGAUAAAAAUGAGCUAAAAAUAAACAUACAUACACCUAGGGCAUCAUUAUUCAAUAUACUUUCUCUACAAAGGGAAGGGUUUCUUGUAUUUCUAAAUCAGAGUAAAAUCCCCUCCCUCAAUCAAUGCUUCCCUCUCCCAUUUCCUCCCCAAUCAUUACUUCCCUUUCCCAUAUACUCUCCAAAUCAAUGCUUCUCCAAUCCACAUACACCCCAAUCAAUGCUCACCUCUCUCAUAUGCUCCCGCAAUCAGUGCUCCCCACUUCCAUAUACUCCCCUUUCCUAUAUUCUCCCCCAAUCAUUGCUCCCUCAUCCAUAUACUCCCCAAAUCAAUGUUCCCCUUUCCAAUAUACUCCCCAAACCAAUGCGCCCCUUUCCCAUAAACUCCUCCAAUCAAUGCUCCCUGCUUCCAUAUACUCCCCCAAUCAAUGCUCCCCUUUACCAUAUACUCCCCAUAUUAAUGCUCCCCUUUACCAUAUACUCCCCAUAUCAAUGCUCCCCUCACCCAUAUACUACCUAAAUCAAUGUUCCCCUCUCCCAUAUACUCCCCUAAUCAGUGCUCCCCUCACCCAUAUACUACCCAAAUCAAUACUCCCCUCACCCAUAUACUCCCCUAAUCAAUACUCUCCUUUCCAUAAACUCCCCAAUCAAUGCUCCCUGCUUCCAUAUACUCUCCCAAUCAAUGCUCCCCUUUACCAUAUACUCCCCAUAUUAAUGCUCCCCUUUACCAUAUACUCCCCAUAUCAAUGCUCCCCUCACCCAUAUACUCCCCAAAUCAAUGUUCCCCUCUCCCAUAUACUCCCCUAA